Molecule: messenger RNA, 946 nt
Organism: Juglans regia (Persian walnut)
Lineage: Eukaryota; Viridiplantae; Streptophyta; Magnoliopsida; Fagales; Juglandaceae
Product: NAC domain-containing protein 83-like
Exons: 3
Coding region: 125-907 (260 amino acids)
Biological process (GO): regulation of DNA-templated transcription
Molecular function (GO): DNA binding
Source: RefSeq, a predicted model, not a curated record
UAUAUACUCUCAUGCUACUAUAAAAGCCCAAAAUGGGGUUGCUUUCACUUCCACUUCCACUUCCACUGAUUUUUGUUGACAGAUCAGGUGGCAAAGUUACAGGGAGAUCGAGGUUUCAAUUUCCAUGGACAAGUUCAGGUUUGCUCAAAAAGGUGCAGUAGUGACCAGAUUGCCUCCCGGCUUCCGUUUCCAGCCAACAGAUGAAGAGAUCGUCUUCCAGUACUUAAAGUGCAAGGUCUUCUCCUGCCCGUUGCCUGCCUCAAUAAUCACUAUUCCUGAGAUCAAUGUCUGCGAUUACGAUCCUUGGGAUUUGCCAGGUGAUUUGGGGCAAGAGAUGUAUUUUUUCAGCCAUAAGGAAGCAAGAUAUCGGAAUGGGAACCGAACCAAACGGACAACUAAUUCUGGUUACUGGAAGGCAGCCGGCUCAGACAAAAAGAUCCUAUCUUCUACAAAGAAUCAUGUGGUGGGAAUGAAAAAGACUCUGGUUUUCUAUAGAGGGAAGCCCUCCCUAGGAUUGAGAACUGAUUGGAUUAUGCAUGAAUACCGUCUUGUCGAUGCAGGAACUGCAGCUUGCAUUUUCUCACAGGUACAUAACUCAACCCAGAAUUCUUUAGAUCAAUUGGACAAUUGGGUUCUCUGUCGCAUAUUUUCGAAAAAGGGAAGUACUGAAAACAAUGAUGUUAUUAUUCAGACGAGUUCAGAGAACAAAACACUUAAGAAUGUCGUGGACGUAAUGGCUCAGCAGCCUAGAUUAUUUGAUUUUAUGAUGGAAUACAAGACUGAUGAUUUGGGUCCUGUUUCUUCGAGUUCUUCGUCAUCUUCAAGUUCCAGUACAAUUAGUAUCACUCAGGUGUCUUCGAGUGGAGCAAAUCACGAAGAAGGCAGUGCCUGCAACACUAGUACUUAGCUAUCAUUUUAAUGGAAAAAACAAGCAAUAUUUAUGACU